UGCUGCAACAGUCACACACUUGGUGAAGGCUGCUACAGAAACAUGGCAUUUAUUCUGACUCAGGACCAAGUUCUGUGCGUCAUUUGCAUGGAUAGUUUCACCGAUCCGGUGUCUAUCCCAUGUGGCCACAACUUCUGCAUGGAUUGUAUUCAGGGUUUCUGGGAUGCGAGCCGCAAAUGUGAAUGUCCACUUUGCAAAAAGGCAUUCCAAACCCGACCAACCCUCAGGGUGAAUGUAGGCUUGAAAGACAUUACAGAACAAUACAAAAGAUCUAUAAAAACAAAACAAGAUUGCAAACCAGAGCCAGCACCAAGGAAAAAUUCCUCCAGACGGUCCUUGAAAUCUGACACUAUAGCUUGCGACAUCUGCAGAGAAAACAAGCUGACAGCAGUGAAGUCAUGCCUGGUCUGCCAAGCAUCUUAUUGUGAAAAGCACCUGGCCCCUCAUCUGAGGGAUCCGGUGAUGAUGAAGCAUAGUCUGACGGAUCCGGCCACCUUUAGCACAAGACACCUCUGCAGAAAACACAACAGGCCGCUGGAGAUGUUCUGCAAAAAGGACCAGACUCCUGUUUGUCGGAGCUGCACUGAGAGAGACCAUAAGCAACAUGAAAUCGUUCCUAUGGAGAAAGAGAGCAGGAGGAUCAAGGCACAUUUGAAGGUGGCUCAAUCUGAGAUUCAACAAAUGAUUCAAAACAGGCUCAAAAGAUGUGAGGAGCUCAAGAACUCUAUAGAGCUGAGCAGGAUUGAUAAAGACAAAGAGAUACAAACUAGUGCUCAUAUUGCCAGCAUGGCAAUAAAGGCCAUUGAGAGAAACCAAGCUCUGCUCAUAGAGGAGAUUGAAGAGAAGCAUGAAGCAGCAAAGAGGAGAGGAGAAGACCUAAUAGAAGAGCUCAACCAGGAGAUCGAUGAACUGCAGAGGAGAUGCAGUGAGCUGCAAUAUCUGAAGGACACCAAGGACCAGCUUCAUCUCCUGCAGAGCUUCCCAUGCCUGACUUCUCCUCCAUCAUCCACAAACUGGUCUGAGGUCAGUGUUGAGCCUGAUAUUUACAUUAGAAGUGUCAGGGCAAGUUUCUCCAAGCUGGUGGACUUGUGCCGGGAAUUGGAAAAUAACCUUUGUGCAGAAGAAAUCAACAAGAUUGGCAAUUAUGCAGUGGAUGUGACUCUGGAUCCUAGAACUGCUGCUAACUGGUUGCUUCUGUCCCCCGAUGGUAAAAAGGUGAGCCUGAGCGGCCAGCAAGGAAUACAGUCGCUCCCUAAGGACCCCCGCAGGUUCGAUUCCUGUGUUGCCGUCCUGGGGCAGCAAAGCUACACAUUUGGGAGGAGAUAUUGGGUGGUUAAGGUAGGAGAUAAAACCGACUGGGAUCUUGGUGUAGCCAAGGAGUCCAUUAACAGGAAGGGCUCCAUUACUGUCCGUCCAGACAACGGUUACUGGGCGAUCUGCAGGAGGAAGGGUGAGAGUCUUCGGGCCUGUGCUGGACCAUCCGUUAUCCUAAAGCUUCAGGAAAUCCCAUCGAAAGUGGGCGUUUACUUGGACUAUGAAGAUGGAUCGGUGUCAUUCUACAAUGCAGAUACAAAGAGUCAUAUCUACACCUACAAAGGGUGUUGUUUUACAGAGCCUGUCUACCCGUACUUUAAUCCCUGCCUUCAUGACAAUGGGAAGAACACAGUGCCACUGAUUAUCUGUCCGGUGGAAACUGGGCUCACUCUAGAGACUGCAGUGCACUAAACUUAAUUCAGUGAAAGAGAUAUAAGGUUUACAGCAUUUUAAAGGUUUUCACAAGCAGUUGGUUAACCUUUGUUAAACUUUUUAUGUUUUUUAUUAGUAACCCAUUGAGUAUGUUGGAAAAACUUAAAGGAAAAUUCUCCCUCUUCAAGUUAGCAAUCCAACAACGAAAAAUGGCCGGUCACGGCCUCAGUGAAAAAUAUUGUUUUUAUUUUUGUACUGAUUAACUCUUAAUUCAUUAAAUCAAUGCAAACUGAUUAGUUUUAGGUGUAAAUAAUGACCCAUUGGUUAUUCCUUGGUGACCGGACUUUUCCUUUAAGAACCAACCGACAGUUUGCAUUUUCAUGACAAUAUUUUAAAAACUGCUGGCAUGCUUCUUGCAGCUUUUCCAAAUGAAGCAAAGCAAGUGUACAUCAAAUACCUUACAUACCCGGAUUUGUCAGUAUGUAUUCUGUCACUUUUAUACCCUUUGUUUAAAAUGUAUAUGUCAAUCUUAGGGACUUUAUUGCUUCUUUAUCUUCCUGGAACCAGCAGCUUCGUGCUCCAGUUUUUAUGCUUGGUUACCAAACAUUGUUGGCAGCAAAGCCAGUAACAGUGGAUAAUCUGGUUUUACAGCUUAUUAAUCCUCGUUCUCUGUCUUUCCAUCAUGUUUUUGUUUUUCUUGCAUUAGAAGCAUAGCUUCACGUAUUUUAAUGUUCAUUUAAUUUUUUUUCUACACACAGCUUUUUUUAUGUUUGUUUUUUAGGAAGCUUGAGUAAUUUAACAUUGGAAAAAUGUAUCACUUUGAAACAAGAGAAUAACUGAUUAAUUUUUAAAUGUUUAGAACGAACUGUAUAAAUAUAGCGUGACAGUGUGGGGUCAUUUACCUAUGCAUCCGACUGAUGCACAUCGGUUAAUUAUGAUUAAUAAAGUCUUUUUUAUAAA
Cyprinodon tularosa is the source of this 2646-nucleotide messenger RNA. RefSeq names its product E3 ubiquitin-protein ligase TRIM21-like. The record is from RefSeq and is a predicted model, not a curated record. Gene Ontology annotation, molecular function: protein binding; zinc ion binding. Bases 43 to 1725 code for a protein of 560 amino acids. NCBI's taxonomy places the organism in Eukaryota, Metazoa, Chordata, Actinopteri, Cyprinodontiformes, Cyprinodontidae. The transcript is spliced from 10 exons.